UGUAUCUCCAGUUGGACAUUCGAGUGUGGGUAUCAGGAUUGCAGAUGCAUCAAAUUCAUCCCUGGAUUUUGAGUUCAGGUCAACAACCCCUUCAGGAUUACUCGUACUUUACUGCUCAAGGGAAGAGAAGCUCUUAUCGGCUUCCAGUCUCACAGGUCGAUUCACGUUCAUGUACCAGUUCGGCGGGUGUGCCUGAGGAUCGUCGCAUUCGAGCCUAUUUGAAGAAAUCGACACGCUCCAUGGCAAUCAUUGGACGCUCAUGUGGCUCGUCGUUGAAACUGUUCGGAUCCCAGCAGCCUGGUGUUGUGGAGGCCAGGAUGGCUCGCGUUCUUUCGCGCGCGAAGUUCAGUUCGCACGUAGACGAAGCCAGGCCGCGCGUGCUGGAUGCGAUGCUCAUACCAACCGCCUCCUAUGGACGCUCUUGGCACAUUCUCUAUGUUCAUUUCCCCAAGCGGAUUGUCAAGCCAAACCGCAGCGAGGGCCUGCUAUACUGCAGUACGCGGGGCCGACGGGUUGUUUCACCCGUACGGCACGCGAUACAGUGACGACGCGAGCAUAAAAAGGGAGCACGACGUUUGACUGUCACUCUAUCCAGCCCCUACCGUCUAUUCACCGAAGUAUGUUCAAGUUGACCAAGUUUGUCCUCCUAGCCUCGGCGCUCGGCAGCAUCCUCGCUGCUCCUGCCCCUGACGGCAAUCCCGUCGCCAAGAGGUCGACCACCCUCAACGGCCAGCUUCCCGUUACGGAGACGACGUCGGUCACCGGCUCGAUUGUCACCGUCACCGAGGGCGCAUCCACUACUCCUGGCGGAUCCAUCAUUAGCAUCACCGAAGGCGGGUCGACCACCAACCAGGUUACCACCGUCACCGUGCACGAAACAACGGCGACCACCACUCCUGGCGGAUCCAUCGUCAGUAUCACUGAAGGCGGAUCGACCACUAACCAGGUCACUACCGUCACCGUGCACGAAACGACGGCGACCACCACUUCUGGCGGAUCCAUCGUCAGUAUAACCGAAGGCGGAUCGACCACCACUCCUGGCGGGUCCAUCGUCACUAUUACCGAGGGCACGUCGACUACCAAUGCCAUCACCACCAUCACUUUGGAUCGAUCUCCGUCGACCACCACCCCCGGUGGACCUGUCACCACCAUCACCACAUCCGUGUAG
Messenger RNA from Punctularia strigosozonata HHB-11173 SS5, 1168 nucleotides. RefSeq lists its product as uncharacterized. The record is from RefSeq and is a predicted model, not a curated record. NCBI's taxonomy places the organism in Eukaryota, Fungi, Basidiomycota, Agaricomycetes, Corticiales, Punctulariaceae. The transcript is spliced from 3 exons. The coding region runs from base 620 to 1168 and encodes 182 amino acids.